AUGAUUCAUUCUAUUCAAGGCAGACUUGUUAUUGAAGAUGUAACACAAAGAACGGUAAUAUUAGCACUAAAAUUUCUCGAAACAAUAAUACGACUUUUAGAUGAGGAUUUGUCACAAAUCACAAUUCACGAUUAUUGGAGAAUUAAACGUGUGAUGAUGAGGAAACUUAUAGUAAGUACCAUAUUAAACACCAACAAAAGAACUGAAAUGAAAAUUUUGUUAAAAUCAGUGAGCAGUUUUUUCAGAAAAUUUUGUAAUGAUGUCAAUGAAUUAUCUCAAAAUCGUCUGUUAAAACAAGCAGAAUAUGCCCGUUUUACAUCAAGAAAGAUGAUUGCUUUGUUAUCUUUUUUGAACACCAGACAUGUAAGAUAA
This is a messenger RNA of Entamoeba invadens IP1, 372 nucleotides long. RefSeq lists its product as hypothetical. The record is from RefSeq and is a predicted model, not a curated record. The transcript has a single exon. NCBI's taxonomy places the organism in Eukaryota, Evosea, Mastigamoebida, Endamoebidae. The coding region runs from base 1 to 372 and encodes 123 amino acids.